AUGGCAUCCAUUCCAAGUCACCAACAAGCAGCUGUCGUGGAAGAUCCCGGCGACAACUUCAAGAUCGUGCUCCGCAAUGAUAUCCACGUCGGAGAACCAGGACCUGAAGAGAUCCUCGUCAAGUUAACAUGCACAGGACUUUGCCACUCCGAAGUGCGAGCCGUGUUGGCAUGGGGCGCGUACAAAUCAAUUAUCGGACAUGAAGGUGUGGGGAGAGUCGUCAAAGCCGGCGCGAACGUUUCCCCAUCGUUAAUGGGUCAACGCGUGGGCGUCAAAUGGCUUUACAAUGCCUGCACAAAGUGCUCUGUCUGUCAGCGUGGGUUCGCUCAUAAUUGUGCCAACCAGCUUAACACCAGCCGUCAUGUCCCUGGUACACUACAGCAAUACGUCGUGGCGGACGCACGCUUCAUCACAAUGAUUCCCGAGGGACUCGCCGAUGAGAUUGCGGCCCCAAUCCUCUGUGCUGGUCUCACCAUGUCAGGAGCCUUGGCGCAUCUCGACCAGGAGCUACGACCCGGUGACUGGAUUGUGAUUUCCGGGUCGGGCGGCGGACUCGGGCAUAUUGGAGUGCAAAUUGCGGCACGGGUCAAGAAGCUCCGCGUGAUUGCGAUAGACAGUGGAGACGCCAAGCGGAAGCUUAGUCUGGACUCUGGAGCGGAAGUCUUUGUGGAUUUCAAGACGGAAGAUGUUGCGGCGCGAGUUUUGGAGAUGACUGGGGAGGGCGCCCAUGCCACAAUUGUUGUGCCGGGGACCAAGGAAGCCUUCCAGAUGGCACCGUCAUUGGUACGGAAUUUGGCAACUAUUGUAAACGUGGGCUUGCCACCCAAUCAGAUGGAUAUUCCGAUUUCUGCGACCAUCUGUGCGGCUCGAGGGCUCACAAUCAAGGGUUCAUCCGUGGGUACUGAGAGUCAAUUGUCGGAGCUACUCAACCUUGCUUUGGAAGGCGUGAUUACUCCCGCCAUUGAGGUAUUCGAGUUUGCUGAGACUCCGAGACUGAUUCGGCAACUUACCAGGGAUGAGAUCAAGGGUCGGGCGGUGGUGAAGAUUCCAAUAGAAUAG
Penicillium longicatenatum is the source of this 1059-nucleotide messenger RNA. Its product is annotated as zinc-dependent alcohol dehydrogenase. NCBI's taxonomy places the organism in Eukaryota, Fungi, Ascomycota, Eurotiomycetes, Eurotiales, Aspergillaceae. The transcript is spliced from 3 exons. The record is from RefSeq and is a predicted model, not a curated record. Gene Ontology annotation, molecular function: oxidoreductase activity; zinc ion binding. Bases 1 to 1059 code for a protein of 352 amino acids.